AUGAACGCUAGCUCCCCGCCUUCUCCUCGCGACGGUUUCUCACCCGUCGCACUUCCCAACCCAGCGCGUGCAGCCACUCCCGACCUUCACCGAGCGGGACCCUCGUCGCAGCCGUUCGGCGCCCGCCCAGCAUCGCCCUCACCCCUCGCCUUGCCGCGCCUCGUCCCACGGCAACCGCCACCCGAGAUUAUUAUUGGUAACCACCGCAUCAUCUACCGCGAUGCCGACAUGACCAUCUACCCCGCUGAAGGGAAGGAGGCGCUGUGUGCAGACGGACGCCAUCUGAUCGUUGUCCUCAACUGCCACCUAACAAGCGUGUAUGAUCUUGGUCCGGCAGACGUUCCCCUGCUCUCCAAGAUCAUCUCCACGACACAGCGCCUGCUGCUCGAUCGCGCUGCGCCUACCGCAUCGGCUUCUGAAUUGGAGCGCGGAUUCACGGCCAAGGACGUCCGCAUCGGCUUCGUACACGGCAUGCCUGCCGAUCCUGCCAUGCCCUAUCCCCACCUCCACGCCCAGGCCUUCCUGGGUUCCUUCGAUCGCAAACUUCCUGGGAGCACAUUGUGGCGCCGAACCGUCGUCUUCAACCCCUUCAAUUGGUGGAGUGUCGAGGAUCUACGCGCAGAGAUCCGAGAGGAAUCUUCCAACUGCCGUGUCAAGUCUGGGUACGAGGAUCGGUUUGACUCUCCCAUCGACAAGGUCCCGGAGGCGGGCUCGAUUGAGGGCCUCCCGAACGCGCUCGACCCCGAUGCUUUUGCCGACUCCGACUCGGUCGUGUCCAACUCGCCAACUCGGGCAUCUAGUAGUGGCUCGGCUGCGACCCUCAAGCCCCCUGUCAGUCGGCCAUCUAUCAAGAUCAAGGGCAACACGUCGAGCGGCGACUACGCAGCCGUCAGAACCAACUCGAACCACGGCACGGGCCGGGUCCUUGUCGGCCGCCAAAGCAGCACGAGCACGACAGGUUCGAACCGAAACAGUACCAGUACGAUCGGCUCAACCCGGUAG
This is a messenger RNA of Cutaneotrichosporon cavernicola, 1002 nucleotides long. RefSeq lists its product as uncharacterized. The coding region runs from base 1 to 1002 and encodes 333 amino acids. Lineage: Eukaryota; Fungi; Basidiomycota; Tremellomycetes; Trichosporonales; Trichosporonaceae. The record is from RefSeq and is a predicted model, not a curated record. The transcript is spliced from 4 exons.